Messenger RNA from Sardina pilchardus (European sardine), 5654 nucleotides. It is a transcript of the gene scaf1, whose product is annotated as SR-related CTD-associated factor 1. The record is from RefSeq and is a predicted model, not a curated record. Lineage: Eukaryota; Metazoa; Chordata; Actinopteri; Clupeiformes; Clupeidae. The coding region runs from base 172 to 5091 and encodes 1639 amino acids. Gene Ontology annotation, molecular function: RNA polymerase II C-terminal domain binding. The transcript is spliced from 10 exons.
GGGGAAGUAAAAUGGCGGACAUGGAUGGGCAGGGCCUUUUAUUGUGUUCAGAAAUGUGAAAUCUUUAAUGCUUUUAAAAACCUUUUAGGGUUUAUGGGAAUAUUUUGAUGCUAGUUUUGCAGAUUGAGCUCUUCCCAAGUUAGUUAUCCAGCUUGAACUCCAACGAUAAAGAUGGGGACAGAUGAAGAGUAUAAAGGGGCUGGCCUCCCAGAACCAAAGACAGGAGAGAAGUCCAGAGAAGAGGAGAGCAAGGAAUGUACUGAAGAGGAAGGAAAUGAGGAUGAAGAACAUGACUCUCAGAGGAGAAGCAAAACGGCCUUGAGAUGUAACCAAGAAACCGGAGAGUUCCUAGUUGACGAACCGAGUGAACUGGGUGCUUCUGUGGUUGCCAUAGAGACCUCCUCCUCUUGGAUCCCUGCACAGUCCUCAUCACUACAGCUGGUUGACAGUGGUGACAUUGAAGUAGAGCUCACUGCAGCGGUGCAGGUAGAAGAAGGAUCAACCCUUGCUUUUCUGUCAUCCUUGGCCCCGUUUGCUGGCAACCGGAAGAUAGGCCUUCACUCCUCCCAUCCCCACUCCAGACUGAUGAAGGAGCUUCUGAUGCUGGGCUGCCCCUCAUUUGCUCCUUCUCCUCGGGUCACAGGCUUCACUCCAGCCCCAGGCUCGAGGAUGAGGCCUACCUCUGCCCUAGCCAAGAGCCCGCUGCCCUCCUCACCCUCCAGCUCCCCCUCCUCCCCUUCUUCCCCACCAUCGUCACCUUCCUCCUUACCGUCAUCGUCCUCUUCAUCACCGGGCGGAGCCGGCACUGGUUACCAUGACACUGAUGACAGAGGUCACUCGGGCGGCGGUGGAAUCACCAACGCGACAGGUGACGUGGUGUCCUCGACCUCUUCCUCCCUGGGCCCUUCCCACUCUCUCAAUGACCCGCGCCCUUUCUCCUCCAACCCCAUGUUCCAUCGCCUGGGCCCUCCCACGCAACCGGACGGCGACUCCCAAAGAGAAGCUUCCGAGACGGACAUCUACGACCCCUUCCAGCCCACGGAUGGAGAAACGGAGCAACCAAAAGCCCUGGAGGAAGAGGAAGAGGACGACGAUGAGGAGGAUAAAUACGACCCCUUUCAGCCGACAGGCUCCCCAGCUUCGGAGGAGCGCGACGAGAGAGGCUCGGAAGGGGAGGGGCCACUGGGCAGCCCCAACGGGAACGCCCUGAACCAGAUGGACGACCUUGAGACGGAGGGGCUGGACGUCCCGCAGGGGUCCCCUCCAGACUCGACUGAGUUGACCGCUGCAGCAGCAGCCUCGGCUCCCUCCCCCUCCCCCUGCCCCAGCCCGACCCCUCCGGCGCCCGCCGUGACCCACAGCCCGCAGCCGCCCCAGAGGAAGCGCUCACUGCGGGACGGCGUGCGGGAGCAGCGGCGGAUGCGCGAGCGGAGGGAGGACUCGGAGCACUCGGAGAUCGAGGAGGGUGAGAUCGUGGGCGCCGCCGGCGACAAGGAGAGGUGGCGGGAGCGGGCGGUGGCGGUGGACGACGUGCACGGCGGCCUCCCGGGGCUCGGACUCGGCAUGGGCAUGAAGACGGAGCGCAUCCUGCGGGUGAUGGAGGGCGACGGCUUCGUGUCCGUCUGCACGGAGGCCACCUGGGAGCCGGAGCCUCCGCCGCCGGUGGUGGGCGUCGGGGACCUGCGGAGGAAGCUGACCAGCCGCAGGAAGGAGCGCUUCCGCUCCUGCCCCGUGUCCGUGACCCUGACGCCUCCGCUGCCGCCGCCGGCCCCGCUGCCCCCCGCCGUCGCCAUGCCGUCGCCCUCUCCUCCGGCCUCGCCCUCCCUCUCCCUCCCGGCCGACCGCGAGAAGAACCGCAAGUCCUCCAAGAACUCCCGGGAGCGCGAGCGGCGCAAGCUGAAGGAGAACAAGGCCGUUGAGAAGGAGAAAAGGAAGAAGAGGAAGGAGGCGAAAGAGGGCAGCCGGGAGCGGAAGGAGAGAGAGCGGGAGAGGAAGAGCGAGAAGGAGGAGAAGCAGAAGGACGAGAGGAUGAGGAGGAGCAGCAGGAGCUCCAGCCGCAAGAGGAAGAGGAGAAAGCACGGCAGCCCGGAGGCUUCCCAGAAUUCCGCCGCCCGACACACACACUCGAGGCGGCGCUCCUGGUCCAGCCACUCGGACGACCACCACAGGGAGAGGGAGAGAGGGGAGAGGGAGAGAGGGGAGAGGGAGAGAGACGGAGAGCGAGAGCGAGAACGGGAACGUGAGCGGGAGAGACCACGAGAGCGGGAUCGCGAAAGGGACCAAGACCGAGAGCGAGACAGAACCAGAGACCGGGAGAAGGAGAGGGACAGAGGCCGCGACCGAGACCGGGAAAGGGGCAGAGGCGACCGGGAAAGGGACCGGAGCAGAGACUCCCGCGGGAAGAGCCGGGGGAAGAGGGAGCGGGAGGACGUGGAGCAGGGCUCCAGCAGCCGGGAGAGGGGCAGCAUGAAGAGGUCCAAGAGCAGCCUGGAGAGGCGGGAGGACACGCGGGAGCCCACGCGGGAGCCGGACCGUCACCGGGACCGGGAGCGGGAGCGGGACAAGAGGAGAGACGGACGGCCGGUCGUGCCGCCGUCCAUCCAGGACCUGAAUGGGUCCGACCUGUUCGCCAUCAAGCGCACCAUCACGGUCACCACCACGACCACCACCACGACCGUGCCGGGCUCGCCGGGGCAAGGCCAGCGGUCGUCCCUCAGCCCGGCGUCGGGCCUGUCCCACAAGCGCAAGAGGAAGCGGAGGAGGCGCUCGGACGAGGAGGAGCAGGAGGAGGAGGAGCGCUCGAGGAGACGCCGCAGCCGCUCGCGCCACGGCUCCCUCUCGCCCAUGCUCUACCGCGGCUACGAGUCGGACCGCUUCUCCGAGCGGCAGGAGGCGGACAUGCUCUCGCUGGACGGCGAGGCGCUGGACUCGGACUACCCGUCGCUGGAGGACUCUCCGCUCCUGCCGCGCUCGCCCGAGCCCCCGCCGUCCCCGCCGGCCAAGAGCAGCAGCAGCCCGCCGGCCAAAGCGUCCGGCCGCCGGGACAAGAAGAAGUCGCACGCCUCCGCCAAGAAGGCCGGCCAGCCGUCCGAGUCGGCGUCGCUCCGCGCCAAAGCCAAAAGCAAACACCUGAUGACCUCGUCGUCCUCGCCGCCGCUCUCGCCCACGGCCGCCCUGGCGCCGCCCCUGCCGCCGACCGCCGCCUCCUCCUCCGCCGCCAAACGCACCAGGAAGACCCGGAAGGAGAAGGAGCGGGAGAAGGCGGCCAAGAAGGAGUCGGGCCGCUCGGGUCACUCCAAGAAGCCGGGCGGCAAGAAGGCCAAGCUGCAGUCCAAGGUGUCGGUGCUGGUGCGGGAGGGCGUGAGCAGCACCACGGGCACGGCCGGCGCCCCGGGCUCCGGCGGGAAGCUGGCGGUGGACCGCAUGGGGCCGAGCGGGGUGACCGGAGGCGGUGGCGGCGGUGGCUCGUCGUCCUCCGUGGUGGGCGGCUCCAUCGCCGUGGUGUUCCGGCGGGACAACGAGAGCCGCUCGCCGUUCCUGAAGCCGUGCUCGGAGCCGCUGUCGCUGCAGGCGCGCGGGGGCGUGGGGGGCAAGGACCCCGCCAAGGCCGGCGGGCAGCAGCAGUCGCAGCAGAGGAACGUCCUGGGCCCGGCCAGCGUGGCCAGCCCCACUCUCCUCAAGGCCAAGAAGGCCACCCCCACCUCCAGCACCUCCUCCUCCACCUCCUCCCCGUGCUCCUCCUCGGUGGCCAAGCGGCGCCGGCGCCCGGGGAAGAAGCUCCGCGACAAGAGCGGCGCCGGGGUCAGCGGAGAGGCCAAAGCCCCGCCGCCCGGUGGCUCGCUGCCCAAACCCUCCAGCCCGCCCGCCCUGCUCCCGGCCCCCACCCCUUCCUCCUCCUCUUCCUCCUCCUCCUCCUCCACCAGCGCGCUGCCGCCCUCCUCCUCGCCGCCGCACACGCCGCCCCUCUCCCUGCCGCUGCCGUCCCGGGACGCACGCGACUCCAGCCCGGACUCGCAGACGGUGGACAGCAGCUGCAAGACCCCCGAGCCCUCCUUCCUGCCGGAGGAGUCCCAGAGCGGGCCGCCGGCCCCGGCCAGCCCACCGUCCCCCACGCUUCUCUCCGCCUCAUCCGGUGGCAACGGCGGCGGCGCUGCCCAGUCGGCCCCUGGCGCCAAGCCCCUUCUCCUGGACGAGCAGAAGACCUCGCCCCCCUGCUCCAUCUCGUCGGGCUCGGCGGCUGCCUCGCUCCCGCUCUCCCUGCCGCCCUCGGCCGCCGACCCCUCGUCGUCAUUCUCGUCCGUGUCGUCGUCAUCGGUGGGCAAGCCCCCGCCGCCCCCCCCACCUCCGCCCGCGGCCGCCCCUCUGCCCUGGAGCCUGCAGACGGGAGUGGACUGCACUGCAGGGGGCGUGUUAGCCUUAACAGCACUCCUGUUUAAGAUGGAGGAGGCUAACAUUGCCAGCCGCGCCAAAGCACAGGAGUUCAUUCAUGCCACAAGUCAGAUUCUCUCACAGGCCAACCAGAACCAAGGCCAGCAGCACGUCCCCUCCUCUUCAUCAACCUCUUCCUCUUCAUCCCAAGCCCCUCCCCUAUCUUCACUUGCCCAAUCCUCUGGUCCCAAUCCGGCACAGUUCAUUCUUCACAGCUCUCUCCCACUGGUUGGAUGCACCAAAACUCCUCCCACACAUCUGCUUCCUGGGCUAUCAUUGGGCGGUGGAUGUGCGCAAACUCCACCCCCUCCUAGUUUGCCUCUGGGGAUGGGAGGAACAAGUGACGGAGCUUGGGAUAUGGACAGUAAAGAUCCCGACAAGUACCUGAAGAAGCUGCACACACAGGAGCGUGCAGUGGAGGAGGUCAAGCUGGCCAUCAAGCCUUACUAUCAGCGCAAGGACAUCAAUAAGGACGAAUACAAAGACAUCCUGAGGAAAGCUGUGCACAAGAUCUGCCACAGCCGGACAGGCGAGAUCAACCCAGUUAAAGUGAGCAACCUCGUCAAGCUCUAUGUGCAGCGUUACAAAUACUUUCGUAAGCAUGGCCGAAAGAUGGACGAUGAUCGUGAUGAUCGGGACUCCGGCGCCAUGCAUUCCCCGUGAUCGGACGUUGGACGUGAUUGACAGAGAGCCCCCACCCCACCCCCUCCUUCGCCCCCUCCUUUGCCCCCUCCUUCGCCCUACGCCUACUCCCACCCCUUGCCUGGCUCUUGAUCCUGAUUGGCUACACCAGUCAUAGACUGCCUUUUUAUCCUGCACGUGUUUGGGCCCUAUCAGGGCCACUGAGUGACAUUUUUGUUCAUUAUGAAUUCCCCUCAAUAUGUAUACAACCCCCCCCCCCCCCCCCCUCGCCUCUUUGUUUACCAUUUCUUGCUGUACAGACCUAUGAGUAGGAGCGCAAAAAAAAAAGUCAGAUAAACAUCAUGUAUGUAAUACGAAACAGACAUUGUUAAGAGAGGGCGAGAUUAAAACUUGCACACCUACACACGGUUCCAUCAUAUUAGACACCCUAAACCUGUACAUACUGUAAGGACACUACUGCGACGGUGGUGUCUAGCAUCUGGAAUGGUGUGCAGUUUGGCCUGCAUGGUCGUUGCUCUUUGUGAGUGUGAGUGUGGACGUGGAUGAAUGGAUUAAAUAUCUAAAUAUAGACAUUUGACAACGUU